AUGAUUUGUUUGAGGGCUGACAUAGCUCAUAGUGUGUCCCAAAGAGAGUUCAUUACUUAUGCUGAAUGUUUGAGACAAUCCUACGUUGCUGAAAACAGUUUGAAGAGGGUUCAAGAAGAAAGGGACCAAAAUAGAACUAACUACAAAGAACAAGGGAGAACUACUCAACACUUGAGGCCCCGUAACUCUCCGUCAAAGAAGAAGCAAGGUUAUGGUGAUCAAACAACUCAACCUCCUUUUUGUUAUAAGUGUAAGAAGAGGCACUUUGGGGAUUGCAAAUCCGUUGCAGUUACUUGUUUCGAAUGUGGUGAGCCAAGUCACAUAUCCAGAUUCUGCUCCAAGAAGAAGAUUCCUGAGAAGACUACGGAUCGUGUGUACAUUCUAGAUGCAAGAAAGGCCAAGGGAAAAAACAAUCUCAUUGCGGUUACUUCAUUACCCGAACCUAUGGUCAUUUCUUCGGCAACGGAUGAUACCGUGGAAGCUCGACUGAUUUGUAAAGAUUGUUCGGUGUCUUUUAAUGGUCGUGACUUCCCGAUUGAUCUGAUUUUCUUACCCCUUAAGCGGCUCGAUGUCAUUCUGGGGAUGGAUUGGUUGUCUCUAAACUUGGUGUAUAUUGGUUGCAAGGAGAAGGCCAUAUUCAUUCCUGCAGAAGAGACUUCUUCUGAUGAUGCAAUUACCAAGUUGGUAGAAGGUACGAUCAACCCGGUCAAUUAUCUCUUUUCUCAAGAAAGAUCCUUUCUUUUAGUUCUUUCCAAGGAACCUUCUGUAAGGGUGAAAUUGUCUGAGAUUCCGGUGGUGUGCAAAUUUUCUAAUGUGUUUCCUGAGGAUAUCACUUCUCUUCCUCCGAUAAGGGAAGCGGAAUUUUCAAUUGAUCUUGUUCCUGGAACAACCCUAGUAUCCAUUACUCGUUAUAGGAUGUCUCCUAUUGAACUCAGAGAAUUGAAGAGCCAGUUAGAAGAACUUCCAGCUAAGCAUUUCAUUCAGCCCAGUUUUGUAGUGAUUUUUAUUGAUGACAUCUUGGUGUAUUCUCGUACUUCCGAAGAGCAUGAAGAGCAUUUGCGGAUUGUGUUGUCUACCCUUCGAGAGAAACAAUUAUACGCCAAGUUUAGUAAGUGUGAAUUUUGGCUAUCUGAAGUAAGUUUUCUUGGUCACGUUAUCUCUGGUGGAGGCGUGGCAGUAGAUCCUUCUAAAGUAGAAGCAGUGGUGAAUUGGGAUUGA
Vicia villosa (hairy vetch) is the source of this 1218-nucleotide messenger RNA. RefSeq lists its product as uncharacterized. Bases 1 to 1218 code for a protein of 405 amino acids. NCBI's taxonomy places the organism in Eukaryota, Viridiplantae, Streptophyta, Magnoliopsida, Fabales, Fabaceae. The transcript is spliced from 3 exons. Gene Ontology annotation, molecular function: nucleic acid binding; zinc ion binding. The record is from RefSeq and is a predicted model, not a curated record.